Molecule: messenger RNA, 2472 nt
Organism: Neospora caninum
Lineage: Eukaryota; Apicomplexa; Conoidasida; Eucoccidiorida; Sarcocystidae
Exons: 8
Coding region: 1-2472 (823 amino acids)
Source: RefSeq, a predicted model, not a curated record
AUGGCAGCGUAUAGGCGGUUGGUGCCGCUGUUUUUCCUCUUUUCCGUCACAUAUUUCAGUCUUCUCUGCGCUUUUGGCCUCACUGCAGACUCCCAGAAUGACGUAAAUUCAGAUAUUCAGACUCUAGCAACCAGCGACUUCGCUCUUGAGAGCGGUGCUAUGGAAGACGAGACUAGCGAUGACGUCUUCGAGGAUACCACGGACGAGGAAGCCGAUGACAGCAUCGCGGGUUCUUCCUUCUCACAGCUCACCACCCGCAAGGGCAAAGCUGCCGAUGGACGAAAACUUUUUGAGGCACUGCAGAAUGCCAUGGCAGACCAGGCUAAGGCCAGGGCCCAACAGGAAAAAGGACAGGACAUGUUUUUUGCGGCGAAGCAGGCCAUCGAUAGUGGAAAUGACAGCGCCAUGCAGUGCGUCGUAUUCAGGCCGAAGCGGAAGUGGGGACAACUUCUGAAGAGCCUCUGCAGCAAAUACAGGAAGAACAAGCCGCUUUUCUCAACCUGUCAAAAGCUUGCACAGGUCGUGCAAAAAACUCUCAUCGAACAGUGUGGAGAAGGGUCAUUUUAUGACUGCAGACGAAAACUCGGUUUCGUCAUCGCCAACCCCACGUUCGUCCAUGUCAAAGAUGACGGAGCGGUAUACCUUCACCCAAAAGACGAGUAUUUCGAGUUCAUCACCCAAGUGGUCAAAGACUACGAUGCCUGGAGCGCAGCUCGUUUGAUGGGAGAUUCCUGCUUCUACGACGCAAUGGCCACAUGCAACGCUCGGCAGAACAAUGACACGAUGAAGCGCAUUAAAAAAACAAAGGACCCAACGUAUAAGCGAGACGAGCAGAACGUUGCUUCCCGGCUCCAAGCUCUCCGGAGCGUCAUGAACGUCACCAGGACAACUCGAAUGGAUCCCUUGUUCCUGGCGUUGAUGUUCCAACUCCUCGACACAAGCCACUGCUCCCCAAGGCUGCUCAGUCGCCUCAAGAAACCGAAGAAGUCGCGAGAUGAGUGGAAAUACUUGCUCGUGCAAACCAUGGUGUACUGGUUUACCGUGAAUCCCACGAAGUGCGAGGAGAUCCUGGCGGGUGAUCCGGGAGUCCCGCCUGACCCGUGGGCACUGAAGUGUAAAGCGUUUCACUACUCCAUCAAACAGAAGAAGGCUAUCUCACCUCUCCUUACCGCUAUCGCAGAAAAUGAUUCAGUCAAAAGUCUCGCGCUCGCUGGGUCGUUGCGAACUGACAUUGAUACGGCGUCUGUCGAUCUAGAAGAUUUGGUCCUGCUGAAUGCCAAGACAGCCAUGGACACUCGAGGCGUUGCUCUAUUCUUGGUUCAGAAGCGGCGGCUCUCUCUGGCACUAUUGGACUUCUUUUCCCGGUCGGGUUUGCUGAGGAAGAUGCUCUCGUUCAUAGUUGGCAAGAUGAUCACGUUUCUUCUGCCGGAGACAGCUAAGCUUGCGGUGGUCGGCAACUUGUCGAGAGCACUCAAAAGGGGGACACAGAGCUCAGGACCCCGCGGACUCUUGGAGCAGUCGGUCCUGGAUAUGAUGGCCUGCGGCCACGAAGCCGUAAUUUAUUGCAUGACCAGUCGUCAGCAUUUGGCAAGGACAGCCGUCCGUGCCUUUCUAAAUGUUGCAGAGACAGCUGCCAGAAAAGAAGACCGGGAGGCGGCAAAGAAAGACCGGGCGGCGGCAAAGAAAGACCGGGCGGCGGCAAAGAAAGACCGGGCGGCGGCAAAGAAAGACCGGGAGGCGACAAAGAAAGACCGGGCGGCGGCAAAAAACGAAGACGUGGCGGUGGCACAAAAAGAAGACGUGGCGGAAUCGAAACGCUCUACCUCUCUUAUCCAAGUCAGCAUCAAUCGCUUCGGCAGCACUGCUCCUCCGCCUCCGUCGUCUAGUGACGACUUCUCAGACUUCGACGAGGUGGAUCUUGAAGCGGGAAAUGAAACCCUUUCGCCACUCGCACAGGAGUUUGUCACUUUCAUGCAAAACCAGCGUGUUGACGUUUAUCGGAGGGCAUGGGACGAAGGCGACGCCCACCGUUCAUCCUUCGACAAGUUCCGGACGCUGAUAGGCGUCCCGAGAUCGAGGCAAGCUUGGAAAAGGGCCCUCGUCAUCUGCACUUGGGGGCUAGGUCUCGCUACUUUCAUUAUGGGGAUCGUCGGCUUAGCCUUGUUCCCAGUCGGGCACUUGUUUGCGUAUUUGGGAGCACUCUCCUUGGCUCUCGGCGUCGGUGUUCUUUUGCUCAUCCCCGUCAUCAACUACGGCAUCCUCUGGGCGAAUGAAUACAACCGAAUCGCCUUCGUUGGUGGGCAGGAACUUGGCAGAGUGCCCCAAAAGCGCGUCAGGAAAACCGAACCGAAGUAUACUCCGGGCACACGCUUCUCGAACCUGUUGCAGACUCAACUUGAGCUGGAGCGUGCGGCUCAAGAAAAUCCGACCUUCGAUUCCGACGAGGACGAUGGAAAUCAAGGUUCCAGAUGA